UUAUGGAGUAGUAAUGAUUGCAUCCUAAAAGGAAAAGGAAAAAAUCGGCAAAUUGUAAGCUAACUAAUUAACAUCAAACAAUUUUGAGAGAAAACGGAGAUAUUUAAUAAGAAAUUAUGGGAGGCAAUCGUUGCAGAUUUCGUGACUGUAAUGUAUCAACAUUAAACUGUCCUGGUAUUCACUUUUUUCGUUUUCCCAUUAAAGAACCCGAACGUUUUCAAAAGUGGCUGACAUUUUCUGGAAAUCAAGGAAUAUUUAGACUACCACCAGAAAGUAACAUAAAUCGUGUAGUGUGUGGCCGGCAUUUUCGUGAUGAAUGUUUUAUGAAUUAUAAAAAAGAUCGAAUAACGAAAACAGCACUGCCAACCAUAUGGCGGUUGAGUAAAAGUGUCGCUAUUGAUUAUGAACAGGAUAUUGAAAACGGGGUUUUUAUUGACUUGGAUCCGCCUAGUGCUUUGCACUUAAUUCCGCCAGCAGACUUCAAGUGCCCUCUUAACUUGAGCGACACCUGUAACUUGUUAAAUAAAAGGAAAUUGAUUAAAAUGAAAGAGGGAUCCAAUAAUUACAAGCACUCAUUACCGCCAAAGAAGACUGGAGACUCUGGGCCAAUAAAUAAAAAAUUUAAAAAAGCAGAUAUUAAAGCCGACUCAGGUUUACAUGUACUAGAGGAAAUCGUUUUAUGCGAAGCAACUGAAAUUAAGGAUGCUAGUGAAACAAUUUACAGUUUACAUGAAAAUGAAGGGCUAUCAGCAGAUGAAGAAACUGUUAACUAUGAAUAUGAAGUGCAUGACUAUGAUAAUGAUAUACAGUUUAUUGUCCCUACAAACAAGCAAACGGAGGAGCAACCAACAAUACAAACGCACCCCGCCAGCGAACUAGAGGCAGAACUUUUAAAAUGUAAAAGGGAAAAUGAGAAUUUAAAAAAACAAUUGCUUGAAUUAAAAAUUGAAAAAGAUAAACAAGAUCAAAAAUUGAAAACUACACAAGAUGCAUUAAAAGACAAAGAGCAACUGGCAGUGCAACGUGAUCAAUAUGCUAAAAAAUGUAAAAUAUUGAAACAAGAACUUGAAUCAAUUCAGGAUUUCUCCCGAGAGAGUCAAAAUCAAUGGUCUGACAUGGGCAGUGAAUUAAGUGAAACUAAAAAUUUAUUAGGUGAAGCACAAAGCAAAAAUGUGAAACUUCAUCAAACAAUUGAGGAGAACGACGUAUUAAUGCAAUCGUUACAGAAUAAAUGUGACAAUUUGGAAAAACAGAGAACAGAAAUUCAAACACGACACGAUGAUUUAUUAAAGGAACAUGAACGAUUAAUACAACAAUAUGAUAAAAUACAUCAAGUUACUGGUGUUACUACAUUGAAUGCGUCGCAGUCGUUUAUUAGCAACUCCGCGUCAUUAACAAAACCCCAAAUAUUCAAUGCUAUUAAACGUUAUCUUAGUUCAACAAUGGUGUCGUUAGUGCGUAUGGAGAUGUUUGGCAGUUCUGAACGAGAAUGGAAGCCAGAUGAACGUGCUGUAGCUGUUGAUAUCCUCCAAUUGGGUGAAUCUAUUUACACUUAUUUUACGGAAGAAUGGCGCUUUCGUCUACCUGCUCUACGCGAGGUACGCAGUUGGCUUAAAGGGAAGACAUUUUGCAAUGAACUUGAAGAAGAACUUUAACCAUAAGAGGAAUUUGGACCGAAUAAAUUCCUUAUGCUUUUCUUAAUUCAGUAUUCGGUGAGUUUACCUGUCCUUGUUUGUUAAAUGCAAAUCUCCAAUUUUCACUAAUCGUUUGACGAAGGCAUCCGCGUCGAGGAAACAAUAUGAAUAUGAACGCGUCCUCAUCUCUUAAUUAAUGCGUAGAUAACAUCGUUACAAGAAUUAGAGAAUAAACCCAGUCGUGAUACAUACCGACCGCGUGUCGACGAGUGAUUUAAAUUCAACAAACUUUUGAUAUUAUAAUAUUAUUGAUUUUCGAACAUAGAAUCUAAUUGCUAAAUCGAUAUAUUAAAUUAAGUAAUUCCAAGACAAUUUUUUUUUAUUUAUUUA
This is a messenger RNA of Glossina fuscipes, 2024 nucleotides long. RefSeq lists its product as uncharacterized. The record is from RefSeq and is a predicted model, not a curated record. The transcript has a single exon. Gene Ontology annotation, molecular function: sequence-specific DNA binding. The coding region runs from base 117 to 1655 and encodes 512 amino acids. NCBI's taxonomy places the organism in Eukaryota, Metazoa, Arthropoda, Insecta, Diptera, Glossinidae.